AUGCAAAGAGUUAUUCAUUGGCAAAAAGAUAUGUAUGUCCAUUCAACAAAAGAGGCUUCCCUAAUUUCGGGUUUACAGAUUGGAUUCGCUCCCUUUCACAUGUGUCCGAGGAGCCUUACUCAACACCCCCACCCCCCGCUACAACUACUAUCAAUUAAACAUUUUGCUGUCUAUCUCUCACGCUUUGUUACUUUCCCAUUAAAUCCUUUCUUUCUUUAUCUUCCUACAUAUUCAUAUAUUAUUAUCCACUUCUUUCUUUCUUUUUUAUUUUUUUUCAUUCUUUCUUUCUUUCUUUCUUUCUUUUUUUCAUUCUUUCUUUCUUUCUUUCAUUUUUCUUUCUAUAUCUUCCUACAUAUUCAUAUAUUAUUAUCCAUUUCUUUCUUUCUUUCUUUUUUUUCAUUCUUUCUUUCUUUCAUUUUUCUUUCUUUAUCUUCCUACAUAUUCAUAUAUUAUUAUCCAUUUCUUUCUUUCUUUCUUUUUUUCAUUCUUUCUUUCUUUCUUUCUUUCUUUCUUUCUUUCAUUUUUCUUUCUAUAUCUUCCUACAUAUUCAUAUAUUAUUAUCCAUUUCUUUCUUUCUUUCUUUUUUUUUCAUUUUUCUUUCUUUCAUUUUCUUUCUUUAUCUUCCUCAUUUUAUUAUCCAUUUCUUUCUUUCUUUCUUUUUUUUCAUUCUUUCUUUCUUUCAUUUUUCUUUCUUUAUCUUCCUACAUAUUCAUAUAUUAUUAUCCAUUUCUUUCUUUCUUUCUUUUUUUUCAUUCUUUCUUUCUUUCAUUUUUCUUUCUUUAUCUUCCUACAUAUUCAUAUAUUAUUAUCCAUUUCUUUCUUUCUUUCUUUCUUUCAUUCAUUCCUUCUUUUUCUAUCUUUUUCUUUCUUAUUCUUCAUUUUUCCUUUCACUUAUUCUUUCUUUCUUUAUCUUCUUACAUAUUCAUAUAUUAUUAUCCUUUUAUUUCUCGCUUUUUCUUACUUUCUUUCUUUCUUUGCCUCUUUCAUUCAUUCAUUCUUUCAUUCUUUUGUCUUCUUUUUGUUUUCUUUCUUUCCUUCUUUUAUUCAAUCAUUCUUUCUUUCUUUAUAUUCGUUAAUAUUCAUAUAUCAUUAUGCAUUUCUGUCUUUCUUUCUUGCUUGAUUUCUUUCAUUCAUUCUUUCUUUCUUUCUUUCUUUAUCUUAGUACACAUUUAUGCAUUAUUAUCCGUUUAUUUCGUUCUUGCUUUCCCGCUUUCUCCAUUUCUUUCUUUCUCUUCCUACAUAUUCUUUCUUUCUUUCUUUCUUUCUUUCUUUCUUUCUUUCUUUCUUUCUUUUCGUUCAUAA
Acanthosepion pharaonis is the source of this 1302-nucleotide messenger RNA. NCBI's taxonomy places the organism in Eukaryota, Metazoa, Mollusca, Cephalopoda, Sepiida, Sepiidae. The record is from the annotation of a GenBank genome assembly.